This is a messenger RNA of Impatiens glandulifera, 712 nucleotides long. RefSeq lists its product as uncharacterized. Bases 36 to 629 code for a protein of 197 amino acids. The record is from RefSeq and is a predicted model, not a curated record. NCBI's taxonomy places the organism in Eukaryota, Viridiplantae, Streptophyta, Magnoliopsida, Ericales, Balsaminaceae. The transcript is spliced from 3 exons.
CCAACCCAUCAUAAUUAAUAACACCAGUUUCGACAAUGUGUAAUUCGCCGGAAGGGUUGCCGACGCCGCCCCUCCAAACACCAGUUUCGAUUCCAUUCAAUUGGGAGGAGGCACCAGGGAAGCCUCGACGACACGAUAUUGCAUUAACCAAACCCAAGCCCAAAGCAGCCAGGUCCCUGGAACUUCCUCCUGCCAAGCAGAUGGUAUCGAAUAAUUCAUCGCCUUCGCUGAUGAAGAUUCUGGAAGGAGGCGAGUCGGGAAAGGGAGUGACACACACACUGUCGUUUUCAUUUGGGAAGUUGUCGUUUCAGAGCCCAGAGGAGGCUGGAGGUAGCAAGAGGCAGAUGAGGAAGGAGGGAAUUAAUAGCAAUAGGUGGAAUUUGAGCUCCUGGAGAUGGGGAAGUUUCAGGAGAAACGAGGUUGCCGAUGGGGGUAAUAUGGACUUUCUGUCGUCAGUUAUGGUAGACGAUGAGAAUAGCCCAUUUCAAGGUCAAUGGUCGUCUAAUAACGUCAAGAAGACAAGGUUUAACAAACCUAAUUUCCUGACAAGCAUCUACAAGAGCUUUAAGCAGGCCGUCCCAUGGAGGCGCAAACAAGAAGGUUCGAGGAAGAAGAAGAUGGCAAUUUGAUUUGGUGAAAAUAAUAGAAGAAUUGUAUUGUUUUUAUGUGUUGUUUGAACUAUAUAUAUAUUAAACUUAUUUGAAAAAAAAGU